UAGUUGUCCCUUGUAGUAUGAGGUUUGGUGAAACAAAUUCAAACAUUAAUGCUGCAAUUUCAUGUGCAGGUUAGGCUUGGCACAGAGAAAGGUUCAUCUGUUGUGAAAGUGGCAGUCACAGCACUCUAUUCUCUUCUAUUAACUUUCGGUCUCAGCAGAGAUCUUCCCUCUAGUUGCAUUAUACUGUGCCUUCUGACCUUACCUAUGGGAAAUCGGGUCGUUAGCUUUGUGGACGAGAAUCAUGAGGACAAGAGAUCAAUUUUCAUGGCAAAGUAUUAUUGCGUGAGGUUACAUGCUUUGUUCGGAGCUUCAUUAGCUGCUGGAUUGGUGAUAGCUAAAUUUGUCUCCAAGAGAUAUAUUCCAAGGUUGAUCUUAGCCUAAGUUCUCGACCUCGCCUCAUGCAUCAAGGACUUGAUGAGGUACGAGCUUCCAUGCGGAAAGUGACGAAGUACUUGGUUGGGCGCUUGGUUGGAUUACCACCAUGCGUCAAUGUUGCCAAGAAAAGGCCACAAUUUUGCAAUCUGUUUGUAGUUGUAUUAAAGUGUGGGCUUGCCUUUCUCUGCUAGAUGAGCAGACUUAGGUACUAGUUCUGUUUACAUUGAUGUAUACAAAAAGG
Messenger RNA from Eucalyptus grandis, 616 nucleotides. RefSeq names its product 2-carboxy-1,4-naphthoquinone phytyltransferase, chloroplastic-like. Gene Ontology annotation, biological process: phylloquinone biosynthetic process. NCBI's taxonomy places the organism in Eukaryota, Viridiplantae, Streptophyta, Magnoliopsida, Myrtales, Myrtaceae. The record is from RefSeq and is a predicted model, not a curated record. The transcript has 3 exons. The coding region runs from base 49 to 381 and encodes 110 amino acids. Gene Ontology annotation, molecular function: prenyltransferase activity.